Lathyrus oleraceus (garden pea) is the source of this 849-nucleotide messenger RNA. RefSeq lists its product as uncharacterized. The coding region runs from base 1 to 849 and encodes 282 amino acids. The record is from RefSeq and is a predicted model, not a curated record. Lineage: Eukaryota; Viridiplantae; Streptophyta; Magnoliopsida; Fabales; Fabaceae. The transcript has a single exon.
AUGCACAUCACAUUGAUUUCGAAGAACAAAGAAAAGUUUAUAGAUGGAUCUCUUGUCAAACCACCUGUAUCUGACCCUCUUUACACUCCAUGGAUCCGUUGUAACACAAUUGUGCUUGCUUGGAUUCAACGUUCUAUUUUCGAUUCAAUUGCAAAAUUGGUUCUUUGGAUUGAUAGUGCAGUAGGUGUUUGGCAGAAUUUACAACUUCGUUUUUCUCACGGUUAUAUUUUUCGCAUCUUAGAUAUUCAAGAGGAUAUCUACAAACUUCGCCAAGGUACUCUCGAUGUUUCGAAUUACUUCACUCAAUUAAAAGUUUUAUGGGAUGAAUUAGAGAACUACAUGCAUAUUCUUGCAUGCUCAUAUGCAAUUCCUUAUUUUUGUGGUGCUAUUGCAUCUACCAAGAAAUAUUGCAUGCAUGAUCAAGUUAUUAGAUUCCUUAAAGGACUGAAUGAGAAGUUUACUCAUUCAAAGUCACAGAUAAUGAUGAUGAGCCCUUUGCCUCACAUUGAUAAGGCUUUUUCCCUACUUAUUCAACAAGAACAGGAAUUGAACAACUUUGCUUAUGUUAUGGCUAAAGCUUAUGCAAAUAUCGAGGAACCUAUUACAGUAGCUUGUCAGGCUAAAGCUCAUUAUGGCAACUCCAAUGGAAAACCUAGAAAUAAUGCUUUCAGAGGGAAGAAUCAAGGUUUUGUUGGUCCUAGAUGUCAGAAUCAUAUUUGCAUACACUGUGGAAGAACUAAUCAUAUAAUGGAAACAUGCUUCCUCAAGCAUGAUUAUCCCAAGCCUCAGAGUCAUACCAUCAAUCCUCAACCUACUUCCGCAAUCAAUGUUAUCUCUGAUUCUUCUUAA